This is a messenger RNA of Exaiptasia diaphana, 3525 nucleotides long. RefSeq names its product VWFA and cache domain-containing protein 1. The transcript has 14 exons. Bases 1 to 3525 code for a protein of 1174 amino acids. Gene Ontology annotation, cellular component: voltage-gated calcium channel complex. NCBI's taxonomy places the organism in Eukaryota, Metazoa, Cnidaria, Anthozoa, Actiniaria, Aiptasiidae. Gene Ontology annotation, molecular function: voltage-gated calcium channel activity. The record is from RefSeq and is a predicted model, not a curated record.
AUGUCUCUAUGGAGAGGAAUAGUUGUCUUGGCAUUAUUCUGUUUUUUCGCUAAUCUUCCUACCGUUUCAAGUACCUCAAAUCCAAAACCAAGUUAUUUUAUUGGUGGAUUUGGUAGAAAGUUGAGUGAACUGCGUCAAGACUGUCUUGGWGUUGAACAAAUACAAAAAGAAAUCAACGAAAAAGUCAAAGUUGCCGAGCUGUUUGAUGGASAGAAGCUGAUAAGAAAGAUAUCAUCGGUUAUAAGAAAACGUUUUACUGAAAGAAUUGAUGCUUUACAUGAACUGAAGAAAGGAGUUGAAGAAGACUACGCCAGGACAUCGGGAGGCGAGCAACUCCGUUGUUGCAAGCUGAAUUCAACAACGAUCAAGUACAACUCUCGGUUUAAGACKAAGGUCGACCCAGGACACUUCUGUGAAUUGAGGUCCCAACGUUCUUAUGAAGAUGCGAGAGGACUGGGUGAUAACGUYAUGCAAGCAAUGUACCAAAACUUGAAGAAGAACCAUCGUCUAAAAUGGCAGUACUUCGGGUCAGCSGAAGGUGUAACGACAAUUUUCCCAUCAAGCCCUGCAAAGACUUGCGGUAGUUAUGACAACCGCGUUAGGCCAUGGUACAUUAACACUGCAAGCCCGGUCAGCAAAGAUAUUGUCAUAGUCCUUGAUACCAGCACUUCCAUGGCUACACCUGUUACCAUAGAAAKCAAAACAUCGACSAUWCUGGACGUUGCUAAGGAYGCAGUUAAUURGCUUUUGAGUACCCUUCUACAGCACGAUCAGYUUGGUGUGGUGRUAUUCAGCAGUAAAWRAACAUUACCAGGAAAUAACAGCACUGAUGCAUGCUACAGUGAGCGGCUGGCKUUUGCCAGUGUCUUGAAUGUCAACCGUCUCAAGAAGUUKAUCAAUGAAGCGGAAAGUCGAGGGGGGACCCUCUACCAACGAGGCUUUGAGGCUGCCUUUAAAUUAUUAAAGAAUACUCCAGGCACAGGGAACCCAACUCGACAGUCCAUUAUUCUCUUCAUCACYGACGGCCCACCAAACGACGUGAAGACCUCUCUCAUUAAAUCGGUACAAAACAUCAAAGCUAACACAAAGGUAUCCAUUGUAACAUAUGGUAUCGGUAACAAUUACAAGAUGASAAGKUUUUUGAAAAGACUUUCCAAGGAGGCYGGUACAAUCAAUAAUCACGUGGAGAGUGUAGCUGACCUUGGCGCUGAGUUGACCUCAUACUACAUGCAUUUACACCAUGCCCAGGCUAAAAAAGCUUACAUCGUGUCCCCGCCUUACAUGGGCGCGUGGGGAUUGGGUGUCUUGAUCACCAUCGCAAUGCCGUGCGCUCGUAAUGGACAAUUCAAGGGGGUAGCUGGCAUUGACAUCACACUUCCUGAUCUCAUCUCAGAGAUACAAUACUUCAGCCAAGCAGGACCAGAUUCGUACGCAUUUAUUGCGCAUAAGAAUGGAAAUGUUUUAAGUCAUCCUCUCAUGCCUCCCCCGGAAACCAUCACKAAGGACCCAAACCUUGUACACAUCCUGUCACUGGAACAGGGAGAAGGUUUUGAGAAGUUAUUCGAGCAAAUGAAAAAUUCUAAAGAGAGCAGCGUCCACGAUGUUAUGAUAGUUGGUCAGCGGCGUCCUAUAUCACGUGGUGGUACCAUUGAAGACGGUAUACAAGAAAUAACAAUGAACUACCACUAUUACUGCAGCAAGGUUUUGGYKUAUGUUGCUUGUGUUGUAUUAGCUGAAGCCGAUGUUGAGAUGAACAUUGAGGAUACUUCAGAUAGCCAAGUCGCCUAUCAUCGCAUGGAUCUUGUCCCACAAGGAGACAUUUGCUACUAUGCUGAUUCAGUCUCCUAUAAAGGAAAGUCUGUGGUUCAAUUCAACGCCAAAGCAUUCCAUACACCAUCAGAAUAUCUGGACGUCAAUGAAAUACCAUCUAAUAUAACGAGUUAUCUAAAAUACAUCAACCACGGCAAGGGAACGUCYAUGUUUAAAAYUGGAAUWGRUCAWACGGRAAAGACGAGUGGUUURCUUGACAAACUUUGGAUUCAAACUGGCCGACAGGAAUACUUCACUCAAGUUCCUAGAAGAUUCUUUGGAACUUUCAAUGGCGUCCUAAGGUUCUUUCCUGGAGAACCACUGCCGUCGACAUACGACCAUACAGACCGCCAUUGGUACCUUAAAGCUACAUAUCAACCCAACAAAUUGACGAUUACCACUCCARACCGUGAUCCUCUAGGAGCUGGGAUUAUUGUCACAGUAAGCCACUCUAUCACCAUGCCAACAAAAGARACUAACGUCAAGACAGUGUUCGGCGUGGUUGCCGCUGACCUAACCAUAUCCUACUUAGAUGUUCUCAUUAAGAACGAGCUUGGCUUCCGGUGCAAGGACACCAAGACAACGACGUGCUUUUUGAUAGAUACCGCUGGCUAUGUAGUAUUUCAUCCUCGCUUUGUCCAGCGGAAUGUUUAUGACGACGUUGCCAUAGUGAAGAGUAAACACAUUGCUGAAAUACAUGGACAAAUAGCAAGUCGUCUCAUCAGAAAUGGUUUAAUGAAGAAGAAAAAAUGCCAGAAUUUUCCAGAAAGACGUCUUCAAAUAUUUUACAAGGUCGACGUUCCGCAACAAGGGAUUGUUUACAACACACAGCAAUCACCAGGACAUUGUGACACGUUCGCCAUCACACCYGUUCCCAAGACUAACAUCUUCGUGGUUGCAGCGUUCAGUAAUUCAUACUCGAAGUGUUACGAUAGRGCUGCUUGUCAUUGUAAGCCUUCUUGUAGCGCUGCUUCAAAUCAUUCUUUUUGUGAAUGUCCAUGUACGCAACGACUGGACUUCCAUUACUGCGGCGAUACACUAAAGAAAACGAGAAUCCCAUCAUGCACCCCUCCAUCUUCCAAAGUCGUUACACGUCCACCUCUGCCACCAAACGCCGUUGAUCUGCCAAAAUGUUUCGACUCCCAAUGUGAAGAGCAUGUUAGCGAAGGAUCGUGUCGUAAAACAUUUGGUUGUAGUUGGUGCAGGUGGGAAGAGACGAGAGACCUUGACGUACCUUUCUGUACGUACGAUAAUGAAUGCUACGGGGGAAUUCGUGGAAGGAAGAACCCAUUCCUGCGCGUUCUUCAGACAAAACAAAUAAACACUACCCUUAGCGUACGUCAAAAGACUACAGGAACUGAGAAACAAAAAUCUAUAGUUAUAGGUGGGAUAGUAACAUCUUUACUACUGUUUAUCGCCAUUACUAUUGGCUACUAUUCCUAUAGUAAGAAAAAAGCCUUAGAUGAAAAACCUGAAGUGCAUGACGGGUAUUUUAACGAGACCCAAAUGCAUGAUGGGAUGUAUCCACAGGGAUACCAAGAAGGGUAUGUAUUUGAAGGAGAAGGGUAUAUUGAACAAGAACCACAGGGUUAUGAAGAAUGCGAUGGAUCUGAGGCACAAGGAUAUACUGGAGAAUACCUUGGGCAAGACCAGGAACAAGAAUAUUACUUUGGAGAACAACUAUUACCAGAGAAUGAAAUGUUUGACGACUUUUAA